AUUGAAUAAAUACCCUGAAGCAGCACGUUAUUAUUUUUGUUUUUUGGACAUACAUUAUCUGUUUAUUCUGUACUUGAUGCCAAGGGGAGGGAAUAGGAAAACAGCGGAGGAUUAUAUAUAACAACUCUGACCGUGUCUGGCGAAUCGAAGAGACGGACGGUCGGUCAGGAGAGAUGGCUGCUGCUGCCCCCAACGGCAACGGCAACGGCAACGGCAACGGCAACGGUAACGGCAACGGCAACAGCAACGGCAACGGCCACCAUGCCGCCGCCGCCGAGGAUGACACACCGCCCUUGUUCACCCUCAAGCCCGUCCCCGUCGAGAACCUGCGCCCACUGCGCGUCGUCGUCGUGGGCGCCGGGUUCGCGGGCAUCCUGGCCGCUAUCAGGAUACCCGAGAAGCUGCGCAACAUCGACCUGACCGUGUACGAGAAGAACGACGGCGUCGGCGGCGUGUGGUUACUGAACAAAUAUCCUGGCGUUGCUUGCGACAUCCCGUCCCACUCGUACCAGUACUCGUUCGCGCCCAACCCGCGCUGGUCCAACCUCUACGCGCCCGGCAGCGAGAUCCGGCAGUACCUCGAGGACGUGGCGGCCAAGUUCGGCGCCACGCGCUUCAUCAAGACGGCGCACGAGGUCGAGCACUGCGCCUGGGACGCCGCCGCGAAGCAGUGGAAGCUCCGCGUAAAGAACCUCGCCACGGGGGCCUCGUUCGACGACGCGGCGCACGUCGUGGUGACGGCGCGCGGGCAGCUCAAUCAGGCCAAGUGGCCGGCGAUCCCGGGGCUCGACAAGUUCCCGGGAAAGGUCAUGCACUCGGGGGAGUGGGACGAGAGCUACGACUUCGGCAACAAAAAGAUCGGCGUCGUCGGCAACGGGAGCAGCGCGAUCCAGAUCAUCCCGAGCCUGCAAAAGGUCGAGGGCGCGUCGCUGACGUGCUUCAUGCGCUCGCCGACGUGGAUCUCGUCGGCCUUUGGCGACCAGGCCAUGGCGCUGCUCGGCCUCGACCCGGCUGUCACGGCGUUCACGCAAGAGCAGUGCGACACGCUCGCGGCCGACGCAGCACAGUACCUGCAGUUCCGCAAAGUGUUCGAGGACGGCGGCAACCUGAUCCACGAGUCGACCGUCCUCAAAGCGCGGAUGCAGACCGAGGUGGAGGCCGUGUUCAGGGCCGGCAUGGCUUCGGCGCUGGCGGGAAACCCAGCGCUGGCCGCGGCACUGAUCCCUAACUUCGCGCCGGGGUGCCGGCGGCUGACGCCGGGCAAGGGGUUCCUCGAGGCGCUGCUCGCGGAGAAUGUCGAGACCGUGUUCGGGGAUGGGAUUGUCUGUGUUGGUGGUGGCUCUGAAGGGGGAGAGGGAGUGGUGGAGCUAGCCUCGGGGCGCCAAGUGACAAACGUCGACGUGCUGGUGUGCGCGACGGGGUUCCACGUGUCGGCGCCGCCGAGCUUCGAGGUGGUCGGGCGGGGCGGGCAGACGCUCGCACAGCGGUGGGCGGCGCUGCCCGAGAGCUACCUGUCAGUGGCGGUCGACGGGUUCCCCAACUACCUAAUGAUGUUUGGGCCCAACUCGGCGAUCGGGUUCGGCAGCCUGACCAAGAUCCUCGAGGCCGAGGCCGACUACGUGGUGGCGGCGAUCCGCAAGCUGCAGAAGGAAGACUACGCGGCCAUGGAGCCCAAGGCGGCGCGCGUGCGCGACUUCUCGGCCUACGUGGCCGCUUAUUUUCGUAACACUGUCUACCUCGACGACUGCCGCAGCUGGUACCGCCGCGGCGACCACAUUGUUGGCCUGUGGCCCGGGUCGACGCUGCACGCGCUCGAGGCGUUGCGGUCGCCGCGCUGGGAGGACUGGGUUUAUGAGGCCGUCAGAGACCCAGAAGACGGGGGGUCUGACAACGCGCUGCGCUGGCUCGGCAACGGCUGGAGCACGACGCAGACCAGCGGCGACCCUUCGUGGUACAUCAACCCGGACGAGGUCGAGAUCCCCUACGGCAGCAGACCCGAGGAGAACCCUCGUUACAAGGCGCGGCCGUGGUCGUACUGAGAUGCGCCCGUGGCUUUGGGGUUCUAGCGGAGACAAAUAUUUUCUCAAAAAAGGGUUAAGAAAUAUUUGAGAUCACUAUACUCGUUUGAGAUCUUGUAGAGUUGAAAUCUUGCAGAGCUGUAAUUUUGUCUUUCAUGUCAACAACACCUUGAAGGGGGCCAAGGCAGAAAAGAGGCCAGGAGCAGGGGUGAAGUCAGGGCAAGAGAUUUGACAGUACACCCUUUCAGACCGAAUUUCACCAGCGACUCAUUCGG
Lasiosphaeria miniovina is the source of this 2293-nucleotide messenger RNA. RefSeq lists its product as uncharacterized. Gene Ontology annotation, molecular function: N,N-dimethylaniline monooxygenase activity; NADP binding; flavin adenine dinucleotide binding. Lineage: Eukaryota; Fungi; Ascomycota; Sordariomycetes; Sordariales; Lasiosphaeriaceae. The coding region runs from base 174 to 2039 and encodes 621 amino acids. The transcript is spliced from 8 exons. The record is from RefSeq and is a predicted model, not a curated record.